AUGAGAUGUUUUGAUGAAGUAGAUGAAACAAAUGAAGAGAAUGAAGAUGAAGGGGAUGAAGAGGAGGAUAGAAAUGAAGAGGAAGAUGAAGAGGAGAAUGAAAAGGAUGAGAAAAGAGAAAAUAAUAAAGACAAAAAUGAAUAG
Messenger RNA from Racocetra fulgida, 144 nucleotides. Lineage: Eukaryota; Fungi; Glomeromycota; Glomeromycetes; Diversisporales; Gigasporaceae. The record is from the annotation of a GenBank genome assembly.